AUGUCUCUGACAGAUAGCUGGCGAUUUGCGCGGGAAGGCGAGGAAGUCGAAUGGCCAGAGCUAACCACCCCGGACCCGCUGCACGAAGGGUUCUACGGCACCAAAGCACUGUAUUUUCACGCUGCGCCGAACUACAAAGCACGCUUCUCGGUGCCGAUCCUCUGGGAUAAGAAGCUGGACACUAUCGUCAAUAAUGAAAGCAGCGAGAUCAUACGGAUGUUUUACACCGAGUUCGAUGAUCUGCUGCCUCCCGAAAAACGUGACGUCCACCUGUAUCCCGAAGAGCUGAAGAAACAGAUCGACGAGACGAAUAGCUGGACUUACGACGACGUGAACAAUGGCGUAUACAAAUGUGGCAUGGCGAAAAACCAAGAGGCAUACCACAAGGCCGUGAGCAACCUAUUCAAUGCACUAGACCGAAUCGAAACCCAUCUGUCGUCGCCACGCAGUGGGCCGUACUACUACGGCGAGCAGAUUACGGAGGCAGACGUGCGGCUGUACGUGACUAUCGUGCGGUUCGACACCGUGUACGUUUCGCUAUUCAAGACCAACCGCGGCAUGAUCCGCUACCAGUACCCUCACAUCGACCGCUGGGCGCGGAAUUUGUAUUGGAAUGUUCUUGCUUUUAAGGACACCACCAGCUUCGAGCAUAUCAAGGGCCACUAUUUCAAAAGCUUAACCUUUUUGAAUCCAGAGGGGGUUGUCCCUGAGGGCCCUGUGCCCCAUAUUCUGCCUUUGAGCUGA
Messenger RNA from Exophiala aquamarina CBS 119918, 744 nucleotides. RefSeq names its product glutathione S-transferase. Gene Ontology annotation, molecular function: glutathione transferase activity. NCBI's taxonomy places the organism in Eukaryota, Fungi, Ascomycota, Eurotiomycetes, Chaetothyriales, Herpotrichiellaceae. Gene Ontology annotation, cellular component: cytoplasm. The record is from RefSeq and is a predicted model, not a curated record. Bases 1 to 744 code for a protein of 247 amino acids. The transcript is spliced from 2 exons.